CUCCGCUGCAGUAGGAGAGAGGAAGUCAAGUCGAGAGUCAAGCAGAGACUCUACCUUGUUAGAUAAAAAAAAAGAAAGAAAAAAAACUACAUUAAUACACGACGAAGAGGCUCUUGAAGCAAACAUGUGCCAUAUUGUUGCUGGAAAACGAGUCGCUUAACCGGAAGGAGCGGGUUCUGGUAACGCGGACACCGUCACUGCUCCUCGCGGGCAGAGAGAGAGAGAGAGAGAGAGAGAGAGAGAGAGAGGGAGAGAGAGAGAGAGGAGGGCUCCCCUAUCACGGACAGCCUGGUAGGCAGGAACCGCUCGAGGGUGCCUGGCGCGGAAAACGACGACCUGCUCGGCUCUGCUGGUUUCCCCUCGCGUUCUCAGCUCUCCGCGUUGGAAGACCCCACGAACCCGCACCUCCAUUCGGCGUGGGGAGGAAACUAGAGCCCCAGCGUCAGCUAUCGCCGUCUUUAACGACGAAAGAACCUCGGCUCCGAGCGAAGCGAAAGCACCGCUGGCCAGCCGGAGCCGCUCUCCAUCCCUCCCUCCCUCCUUCCUCCCUCCGCAGUCUGCAGCUCCGUGCUGGGUCUCCUCCCAUGCUCCGGGCCACUCGACGAAGAGCCAUGGACUGUAUUUGUGUUCUUUACUGAUAUAUAUAUAUACAUUUGUUUGUUCCUCCCCCGAGUUCCCGGACUGUUGGGGGGGACCGUUUCUCGGAAGUGCAGCGAGACGUCGCCAGCAACAGGGAGACGGAAGCAGCCGCUAGCUUUUCAGGCGAACUGCUACCGAGGAGCGCCGCUGUUCGUCGGCCAGCUUCUAGUAACCGUGUUGACAAAUGGCUUUACGGGCAUUUUAAUGCAGCUGCCGAAGCCCAGCAGUUCGCUCACUGAUACCGUCGCCUCCUGGCUAGCAGCUUUCUUUUUUUUGUUGUUGUUGCUAGCUAGCAUGUCGGCUAACUAGCAGGCGAAGCCGAACAUCUACAGCAGCGGGAGGCUACGCCAGCAACGCGUGGCUCGGGCUCUGGAUCUAGAGCCGAACCGCGCAAGGUGUUUCAGUCCACGUCUUUUUCCCCCGACGGUACCGUGUGGCGUGAACGCUGCGCGCCCCGUACGGAGGAUUUCAGCUGCAAACAGGAAGGAAGCCGAGCAAAUAGGGACGGGGCAGAAAAAAAAAAGGGGAAAAACAAAUAGCCGCGCAGACAGACAGCGGAUUGAACGGAAAUCGUUAUAAUGACCACUGGCCGCUUUUCAUCAUCGCCGGAUCGCAUGGGCUCGUUCGUGCCGACACUCGCUUAAGGGAUCCCGAUGUGUUGAGGCGAGGACGGCGGCUCGCAACGUUUCACCUGUCCUGGAGGGUCUUCUUCGGUCAACCUCCCUCCUAAACGUGAUGGUUUGAGCGAAACGAGCCACACGUGUCCCUGUUUUCUUCGCUGCAACGCCGACCUGCUGCUGCUGCUGCUAUCGAGGCCAAUAAACAAUCGAGUCUCCGUUUGACAGCGCACUCCGCCUGCCGUUUCCAAUACAAUUGGAUUUUAUUUUUUUAUGUUUAUAUUUUUCACUGCACACUUUUCGUUUGAAGAGACAAGCCCCGAUCCGAAACUCAUGCGGACCUGGAGACAAGCCGACGAUUCGGGCACGUUUUUCAGCAAGGAAGUCCCAAGAGGCGUGCGGAAGCUGACGGCAGUCCCCACACGGCGGCCCCCCCUGUGAAGAGAGGAAGAAGCGCUGCUUUUAGCACCUCUCUCCCCGCGCUUCACGCAGCGCCAGCCGCAAAAAAAAGCAGAGAGGGCUGCAGUUGUGCGCCAGAUGAGAUCGCAAGGACGGCGAUCGAGCUGAUCCCCCUCCCCUGACUUUCGCCCUGACCCCCCCCCCCCCUCUCCCCGUCCACCUCAAUGUCUUCCUCCGGUUUUAUGUCCUAAUGAUGGUGGCUUGAGGUUAGCAGCUGCAGACAGCGACAAACGUUCCGCUUCCUCCAGAUCUCCCCCCCUCUUCAUCAACCCCCCCGUCAUCGUACCUCGGCCCCUAAUGUUGGUCCUCUCCGCUGCAGGAAACGUUUAUUUUUUUAAAUUCCCUAAGUAGUUUUCUUUUUAAAACACAAAGCACCGCAGGAGGCCUGCUAUUUUUUGUUUUUUUUUGUUUUUACUAAUUUGCUCAUCCAAAGGGUCGAAAAAUGGCGGACCUCGAAGCGGUACUCGCCGAUGUCAGCUAUUUGAUGGCGAUGGAGAAGAGCAAAUCUACUCCUGCGGCCCGAGCCAGCAAGAAGAUCGUCCUCCCGGAGCCCAGUAUUCGCAGUGUGAUGCAGAAGUACCUGGAGGAGAGAGAUGAACUCGCUUUUGACAAAAUUUUCAACCAGAAAAUUGGCUUCCUGCUGUUUAAGGACUUCUGUAUGAACGAGAUCGACGAGGCUGUGCCUCAGCUCAAGUUCUACGAACAAAUCAAGGAGUACGAGAAGCUGGACUCUGAGCAGGAGCGCCUGAGUUGCAGCCGGCAGAUUUAUGACGUCUACAUCAUGAAGGAGCUGCUGUCCUGUUCACAUCCAUUUUCCAAGAAGGCAGUGGACCAUGUGCAGAGUCAUCUGGCUAAGAAACAGGUCCCGCCAACUCUCUUCCAGCCAUACAUAGUGGAGAUCUGUGACAGCUUGAGAGGGAAUAUCUUCCAGAAGUUCAUUGAAAGUGACAAGUUUACUCGGUUUUGCCAGUGGAAGAACGUGGAGCUCAACAUCCAUCUGACCAUGAAUGACUUCAGCGUGCAUCGGAUCAUCGGCAGGGGAGGCUUUGGGGAGGUGUACGGCUGCAGGAAGGCCGACACAGGGAAGAUGUAUGCCAUGAAGUGCUUGGACAAGAAGAGGAUCAAAAUGAAGCAGGGCGAGACUCUGGCGCUCAAUGAGAGAAUCAUGCUGUCAUUAGUCAGCACAGGGGACUGCCCGUUCAUUGUGUGCAUGACCUAUGCCUUUCACACUCCUGACAAGCUUUGCUUCAUCUUGGACCUCAUGAACGGGGGUGACCUGCACUACCACCUCUCUCAGCAUGGUGUGUUCAGUGAGAAAGAGAUGCGGUUCUACGCUGCAGAGAUCAUCCUGGGUCUGGAGCACAUGCACAACCGAUUCGUCGUCUACAGAGACCUGAAGCCGGCUAACAUCCUGUUGGACGAGCACGGCCACGUUCGCAUCUCUGACCUCGGCCUGGCCUGCGACUUCUCCAAGAAGAAGCCCCAUGCUAGUGUCGGGACUCACGGCUACAUGGCUCCAGAGGUCCUUCAGAAGGGAACGGCGUACGACAGCAGCGCCGACUGGUUCUCUUUAGGCUGCAUGCUCUUCAAACUCCUCAGAGGGCACAGCCCCUUCAGACAGCACAAGACCAAAGACAAACACGAGAUAGACCGCAUGACGCUGACCAUGAAUGUGGAGCUCCCAGACUCGUUCACCCCGGAGCUCAAAGAUCUCCUGGAGGGGCUGUUGCAGAGAGACGUGUCCAAGCGGCUCGGUUGCCAGGGCCGAGGAGCACUAGAGGUGAAGGAGCACAUGUUUUUCAAAGGCAUCGACUGGCAGCAGGUGUACCUGCAGAAGUACCCCCCUCCUUUAAUCCCGCCCAGGGGAGAGGUGAACGCUGCAGAUGCUUUUGACAUCGGCUCAUUUGAUGAGGAGGACACCAAGGGCAUCAAGCUGCUGGACAGCGACCAGGAGCUGUACAAGAACUUCCCUCUGGUCAUAUCGGAGCGCUGGCAGCAGGAGGUGGCCGAGACCGUCUACGAGGCCGUCAACUUGGACACAGACAAGAUCGAGGCUCGCAAGAGGGCCAAGAACAAGCAGCUCGGCCACGAGGAGGAUUAUGCUUUGGGGAAGGACUGUAUAAUGCACGGCUACAUGCUGAAGCUGGGGAACCCUUUUCUCACCCAGUGGCAGCGCCGCUACUUCUAUCUGUUCCCCAACCGAGUGGAGUGGAGGGGAGAGGGCGAGUCACGGGAGAAGUGGCUAAAACCGUUAAAAUUGUUAAAAGAUGGGCAAAACCUGCUGACGAUGGAGCAGAUUGUGACGGUGGAGGAAACGCAGGUUAAAGACAAGAAGUGCAUUCUGCUGCGCAUCAAAGGAGGGAAGCAGUUUGUUCUGCAGUGUGAGAGCGAUCCCGAAUUCGUGCAGUGGAAGAAAGAGCUGAACGAGGCAUUCACAGAAGCACAGAAGCUGCUGCGCCGCGCCCCCAAAGUGAUCGGGAAAGGCCAGGCCGGCGGGGUGGAGCUCUCCAAACCUCCUCUCACACACCGCAACAGCAACGGCCUGUGAAUAAAGGAGCACACACACAUUUUCUAUAUAUACACACACAAACAUGUAGACACGCAUAUACACUGCGCAGCACCCCAUUUCUGCAAGACAUCGGCCCCAACUUCACCACGACGCCUCGCAGUGUGUGUACGGACUCACCAACCCCUUACCCACGCUGCACGCUGACACCACCACGACGAUCUGAGAAGGUUUACUCAUUUCUUUUUGUUUCCGUCACGGGGGACACGGCAGACUGGAGGAGAGAAACUCUGAUCACAGAACCUUUGCAUGGAUGUGACGAGGACUGUGGACCCGGUCCUCCUAUCAUCCCAGACUCUCCCCAAUGUCCCCAUCCCCUCCCCCUCGCUUUGACUGGGUCUCUCACACAACCUGAAAGACUAUUGCAAGAUGAAGUGACAUUUUAGACAUCAGAUAAAGCAGGAGGCCCAAUCAAAGGAGGCGACGCAGAAGGGGGCGGGACUGCUGCGGGGAAUGUAAAAACAAACACACAAACAUUAGGAAAAAGGAAAAAAAAAAAUCUGCUGCUCAACCGCAUCCUGUCAUCCCUCCCUCUUAUCACCCCCUCUCAGUUACUGAAGUGUGCAAAGUGCCAACAUGGAUAUUUAACUUGAGUCACCUGAUUGGCCGGGAGGAGCCGCCACCUCCCUCCCGGCCCUCUCUAGGGUGUUUGUUGGCGACAAUUUAGCAUUCCGGUCCUGAAAAAAAAAAAAAAGGACCACAGACUCUUUUCAGAUUGGCUCCUGUGCAGCCAGUUUCCAUGACGACCGAGAUUCCAUUGGCUGUCAAACAGCAACGGGUUGCCAUGGGAACCGUGGAGACCAACGUACCUGGGGAUGGGUAACCACGGACUAUGAUGUAGACCUGCAGGAGGACAGGGCAUAUUCAGUGUAUAUAAGCAACCCUUUCUCUGUGCAUCUCCAAUGUUUUAGUCCAGCGUGUUUGCAUUGUUGGGGGACCUGUCUGUCCGCCUGUCCAUGAACCUCGCAAGGCUUUCCCCAUAGGAGGACGGGGUUAUUCUUUUCUCUUUUCUGUGGAGUGGGCGGGGGUGUGGAAGAGCAGGAGUGGAGACGGUCCUCCGUCAGGUGUCGGUGCUGCGUUACCUCUGCUGAGCUGUUUUCAGACGACGCCGUCACAAAGACGCGCACGUCCUGGUGGGUUUACAGGUUCAGCCAGCGUUGGUUGGCCGAGCGAGCACAAGGUGGACGAGGAGGAGCUACAGCCAGGAAAAGGUUUUACUAGCUUUUGCUCUCUAACCUGCAUCAUAGAAAUGUCCUCAUACGGCAUUUGAAGACAAAUCCCAAUCUGUUAAACUUGUGUCAGUACUAGGGCUGUAGCGACAUAUUAGGCUCACAGAUAUAUUCACCAUGUUGGGUUUACCGGAUUACAAGAUUUUAGCAGUAUUUUUGGUGAAACUAAAAAUUCCACUUUUUGGUUUUGUUUUCCCAGCUAGUGUAAAAGUUUAACAAAAGCGCAAACUGUGUUUUAAGGACUCUGUAAUUGGUUUGGAAAAUGUCAGUCCAGGUUUGACUGGCCUUUACUGCAGUUUUUAUGCCUGUCUAGUUUGAAGUUGAUCCUAAUACAAAAAUUGGAUGGAAACGGCUUCCCUUCUUCGCAAACUGAAUAAAGGUUUAAUCAAUGGCAUUGUGUUUCAAAGAAUCUGAGUGUAGAAUUAUCGUUUUCAGGCUCCAGUAUUUUAAAUGUUCAUUGGGAAAAAAGUCAAAUGCAGUCCAAAACAGUGAGUUUAGCAUCUGUAGCCUCUGACUCCAGGUCAGCACAAGCCAACUCAAGUACUGCUUCCUUUUUCCACUACAGAGUAAGAGUCAAACACAGCGGGGUCUCAGAUUUAGCUAAGAUGAGGAAUAUUGUUUCAUUUCUUUAAAAUCACUAAAUCUCGUGGCUCAAGCUGUCAUUAAACUCCAACAAACAUCUCCUCCUGGUUCCGGUAAAUGAAAGCACCACCUCUACUCUAACUCACACUAGUGUUAACAGAAUCUGUUACGCCCCAGGACUGUGACAUGAACAUUUUGCUGCUUCUAUCACUUUUCCCCAAAAAUGGAAGGUUUGCAACUACUUGGAGGAUUGAAGCAGAGCCUUUACUCAGGUCCAGCUUGGACUAAAUCAAAUUUAGGACUUCCAAAUUUCUGUUUGUAAUUUUCAUCCUCUGUAUCUACUUUAAAAGCAUCCCAUUUUGAGUAGGUUUCUCUUAGUGUUUUUAGUAAAGGGCUGUUGGGGCCUCUGAUUCCUCUCUCAUUUAAUGAACCUCAGCUGCAUGUCCUAACUUACUGAAAUACUGCACGCUGCUUGGGUAGCAGGAGUCAACUGCUGCCGCUCCGUUUGACGUUGUUGUUGCCAUAUCUGGAGCAAAGAUAAGAGGGCUGAGGGUAAAAAUCAGCUCCUUCAGUCGGCUUCAGAUCUUCUCGCCUACCAACACACCGGCCGUCUGUUCAGUUGCCGUUAACCGUCGGGGUUUAUGGUCUCACGGGUGAGAGCAUGGGGAUGUCGCACAAUCGCAGUGUUAACAGGAUGUGCAUCAGCCGAAGAAAUCUAUUUGUAAUUUCAGGGUUUUUAUUUUUCUUAUGCAGUACAAUGUCCUCAUCUGUGGCGUUCAGGAGUUGCAGAGCUGUAAUGCAAGAGCUUCAGUAGAAAAUGGGUUGAUUUGGGUAAAUCGUUGUUGUUUUUUUUUUAUAGCCUUUAUUUGUCAGGGGGGAAAUCUUAUGAUGUUGUAGAGAUUUUGCCACCUCUUAAGGUGUCUUUUAUUUUUGUAAACCAAAAUGGUUUUUAUUGUUUUCAUUGAAAGUUCUGUUAUUGCACCUUUUUAGCUCAAUGUGUUACUUACCAGUUGUUAAAUGUGCCAAAUAACAUGUUUUUCCCCUCCCUCCCCUUCUUCAAAUGAACAUGUGGAGCUAACGGGAAGCUGGACGUUUGGACGCUUCUCAUCACAGACGCAUCAGCAGCCAGACUCACACAAACUUUAAGGUGGAGGUUUUGUUGGAAGGGUACAAAACUGUGACCAAACAUUUCUCCUCUGGCAUGUGUGUGUGUAUGUGUGUGUGUGUUCAGGUGUGAACGCGCACCGCCUGGUUCAAUGUACUUGUUUCCUGAAAGUUUUCUUCUUUUUUUUAUUUUUUUUGUCCCCCCCUCCGCACUGUAUGUAUGUCAUGUGAGUUUGGGAGCAUACGUGAGCGUCAUUCCCGCCUCGUAUCCUCAUCCGGUGGAUGUUUUACUUCUAAUGUCGCACACAGAUUCUCUCGCUCGGACACACGCUCAACACGAUUUAAAAAAAAAAAAAGGACAGCAUAUAGGAAAAAAAGUAUAUAUAAAUAUAUGUGUAUAUGAAAUGACAAAACGCUCUAGGUUUAUUUAAAAGAUUUAAUGUAGAAAACAAAAAGAACUUGUUGAAGGGAGGCUGGGGGGAUGUUGAUGUGAGUAUAAUUGUUUGUGGUGAUGACUUCAGCUUGAAUCUUGCACAUAAAGACUUAUUAGAGAUAUUGUACCUGCCGAAUUCCAGAUGAUUAUUUUUGUUCAGACACCAGACUCUGCUUUUUCAUAUUUAUUGUGUGUACGGGGAGGCGGGGCGCCGCGUCUCGACUCCACACGUUGGAGCUUUCAGCCCAGCCUUGAUUUAGAAAAUCCUCCAGUUUACACCUGUCUGAGACUCUUCUUGUUUUCACUCGCCACAAACACGAAUACUACUGCUUUUGGGUUAUUCAAAUUAAGGUAAAAACUGCUAUCUGAUAUUAUUCAGUGGAUAUUCUAAAUUUUAUUUCAACGAUUCUUUUGUUUUUGAGAUAGAACGUUGCGUGUUGGACUGCUUGUAAGAACAGUUCAAGAAUAAAAAAUUCUUUUCUGUGUU
Fundulus heteroclitus (mummichog) is the source of this 8116-nucleotide messenger RNA. It is a transcript of the gene grk3, whose product is annotated as G protein-coupled receptor kinase 3. Gene Ontology annotation, molecular function: G protein-coupled receptor kinase activity; G protein-coupled receptor binding; ATP binding. The coding region runs from base 2158 to 4263 and encodes 701 amino acids. The record is from RefSeq and is a predicted model, not a curated record. NCBI's taxonomy places the organism in Eukaryota, Metazoa, Chordata, Actinopteri, Cyprinodontiformes, Fundulidae. The transcript is spliced from 22 exons. Gene Ontology annotation, biological process: protein phosphorylation; G protein-coupled receptor signaling pathway; regulation of signal transduction.